Messenger RNA from Chaetura pelagica (chimney swift), 1251 nucleotides. RefSeq names its product O-sialoglycoprotein endopeptidase-like 1 (gene OSGEPL1). The transcript is spliced from 7 exons. NCBI's taxonomy places the organism in Eukaryota, Metazoa, Chordata, Aves, Apodiformes, Apodidae. Gene Ontology annotation, cellular component: mitochondrion. Gene Ontology annotation, biological process: tRNA threonylcarbamoyladenosine modification. Bases 1 to 1251 code for a protein of 416 amino acids. The record is from RefSeq and is a predicted model, not a curated record.
AUGAACAGCAUGGCCAGAAGGCUUCUGAAAUCAGUGAGGCACAGGCAGACAGCGUGGCUGAGGAGCAGCCCUGCUCGCUCUGGGAAACAGCACCUUGGGAAACUGGUUCUGGGGAUAGAGACGAGCUGUGAUGACACAGGGGCUGCUGUGGUGGACGAUGCUGGCCGUGUUCUGGGAGAAGCACUGCACUGUCAGAAGGAAAUCCACUUACAAGCAGGUGGAAUAAUUCCUGUGGUGGCACAGCAACUGCACAGAGAAAACAUCAAGCAAGUCGUAGAAGAGGCUCUUAGUGUCAGUGGAGUUUCUGUGCAUCAACUUGCAGCUAUUGCAACUACAGUUAAACCAGGUCUUGCCCUGAGCCUGGAGGUGGGGCUGCAGUACAGCUUGAACUUGGUGAGCAGGUACCAGAAGCCCUUCAUUCCCAUUCACCACAUGGAGGCUCACGCACUGACCGUCAGGCUGACACAGCACCUGGAAUUUCCCUUCUUAGUUCUUCUGCUGUCUGGAGGCCACUGCAUCUUGGCAGUAGCUCAGGGAGUUUCAGAUUUCCUUCUGCUUGGACAGUCCAUAGAUAUAGCACCAGGUGACAUGCUGGAUAAGGUAGCAAGACGACUCUCUCUGAGGAAGCACCCGGAGUGCCAGAGCAUGGCUGGGGGGAAGGCCAUCGAGCACCUGGCUCGGGGGGGCAGCUGGCAGCAGCUCUCCUUCCCGCUUCCCAUGCAGCAGCAUCGCAACUGCCUUUUCUCUUUCUCUGGCCUGCAGAACCUUGUCAAUAAAGCCAUCGUGCAAAAAGAGCGAGAAGAAGGUAUUGAAGAAGGGGAGAUCCUGUCCUGUGCUCAGGACAUUGCUGCUGCUGCGCAGCAUGCAGUGGCUGUGCACAUCAUCCAGAGGACAUAUCGAGCCAUGCUGUUCUGCAUAAAAAAUGGCAUAUUGCCAUCCAAAAGUGCAACUUUGGUUGUAUCGGGAGGAGUUGCAAGCAAUCAGUAUAUCCGAAGAGGUCUGCAGGCUUUGGCAGAUGUAAAUGAUUUUGCUUUUCUGUGUCCUCCUCCAAGACUGUGUACUGAUAAUGGUGUGAUGAUCGCAUGGAAUGGCAUUGAGAGGUUACGUGCAGGAGUUGGCGUUUUACGUGACACUGACGGCAUCCGCUAUCAACCAAAAGCUCCCCUUGGAAUUGAUAUUUCAAAGAGAGUUGAAGAAGAUUCCAUCAGAGUGCCAAAACUAAAAAAGAAGAUUCGAUGGUUGGCACCUUAA